Messenger RNA from Hevea brasiliensis (rubber tree), 800 nucleotides. RefSeq lists its product as uncharacterized. The coding region runs from base 205 to 597 and encodes 130 amino acids. The transcript is spliced from 5 exons. Gene Ontology annotation, molecular function: RNA binding. NCBI's taxonomy places the organism in Eukaryota, Viridiplantae, Streptophyta, Magnoliopsida, Malpighiales, Euphorbiaceae. Gene Ontology annotation, cellular component: nucleus. The record is from RefSeq and is a predicted model, not a curated record.
GUUAACUUUCAAUUUCGUUCCAGUUCCAGCUCUGCGCCCUGAGAGACAUCCAUCGAGGGCUUUUGUAGUUUGUGCCUCCCUUUCUCUAUCUGCUCUGUUUGCUGUAUUUAUAUACUCUUUAUCUCUUGCCAAAAGAGGAAGGAGAACUUUGGCUAGGGUUGGGGUUUUCAUUUUUGUUUCUAGUUUCCCAAUUUUUGAGCUUUAAUGGAAGAGAUUACAGAGGGAGUUAACAACAUCAACUUGACUGGCGAUUUACACAAGAAAAAUCGUAUUCAAGUCUCCAACACCAAGAAGCCUUUGUUCUUCUAUGUCAAUCUCGCCAAGAGAUACAUGCAGCAGCACAACGAGGUGGAACUGUCUGCACUUGGAAUGGCUAUUGCUACAGUUGUCACUGUUGCAGAAAUUCUGAAAAACAAUGGAUUGGCGGUUGAAAAGAAGAUCAUGACUUCAACAGUUGAUAUGAGAGAUGAAUCAAGAGGGCGACCUGUUCAAAAAGCCAAGAUUGAGAUAUUGCUGGGAAAGACUGAAAACUUUGAUGAAUUGAUGGCUGCUGCUGCCGAAGAAAGGGACAUUGUAGAUGGCGAAGAGCAUAGUUGAAAAGGGGUGUUCCUCGGUAUCUGGUCUGUUUUUGAUGAAUUAUUAGUGAAGAACAAUUUUUAUGAGUCAAUUUCUUAGAUUCUAGGUGUCUUGAGGUGAUGUGAAAAUUUUUUUUAUGCUAGGAGCAUAGAAACAAAAUGUCUGCCAUCUGAGAUUCAAUUUUCAUACAUAAUAUUUUUGGGUUUGAUUGACUUUUACUGCAA